Molecule: messenger RNA, 3911 nt
Organism: Phialemonium atrogriseum
Lineage: Eukaryota; Fungi; Ascomycota; Sordariomycetes; Cephalothecales; Cephalothecaceae
Product: ankyrin repeat-containing domain protein
Exons: 4
Coding region: 249-3911 (1220 amino acids)
Molecular function (GO): protein binding
Source: RefSeq, a predicted model, not a curated record
CAGGCGCAGUACGUAGAACUCGGCCAGGGUACGCCCCCAAAACGCCAUACCAAUAGGAUCGUCCCCUCGACAAACAGAGCGCAAAUUCUGGUCUUCUCAUUGAGGUAGACACAAUUUCUUCCACGCAGGGAAUGAUCAACCGUAUGUAAAGCAUAAGUACAGGGCAAACCGCAUCGGCUCCUGUUGCCUCACCAUCCCUCUUCUCCAACGCGAUCAGUUCCCGCCCUUGCACAUUCUGUCUACUAGCUAUGGCGACUGCACGGAAAAUUUCUUCAGCAGAAUGGGACUCGCACAAGGCGAGAAUAUCCGCCCUCUAUCUGGAGGAAAACUUGACGCUGGAUGAGGUCGGAAGGCGGAUGGAGAAUGAGCAUGGAUUCUCCGCUAGCAAGGCGCAAUACGUGCGGAAGUUGAGGCAAUGGCACGUGGGGAAAAACUCCACCAACGACAAGUGGAAAUUCGCUGCCAGUGUGGUGCAGAAACGGAAAUUGGAGGGGAAAGAGACUGAGAUUCUCAUCAAUGAGCGAUUGAUCUCGGCGAAGAAAUUGAAAAAGGCAAUAUCGAGAUAUGUUGGCCCUCGAUUUGAGGCUGAGGGAGAAUCAGUCGAUCCAAUGGACGUUCCGGAUGGAGUCGUCGUUCGUACUCCGCCAGCGGAAGCUAUUGGAGGCAUCGAGUUUGCACAUAUACCAUGGUUUCAGUUCCAGGACAUCUUAGAGUCAUGCAUAAUAGUCGAGCUCAUGGGCCAGACUGCCCCCGCAUAUGAUUUUGGACUCUCUGCCUCGUCCUCCGACCUAUCCGUGGCCUGGGAUAUGGAUAUAUUUGCUGACCUCUCCGGCCCGUCGAACCUGUCGUGGAUGCUUCCACAAGCUCAGUGCGACCUGCCCACUGGUGUGUCCGAGAACCCAGCGUAUCGGCUACCUCAAUCCACUUCGAGUGAUCAACCAUCCGCACAUUGGGACGGAACCCUUCAUGCAUCGCCGCACCCCGGGUCUCCGACACUCGAGCAAACCGACCGUGAGGCCAGACGGCUUCUUGGAGAAUGCUUGGGCGAAUUAAUCGAUCCAGAUUGUUCAGAGUACACGUCCAAAAUUGCAUCGAACCUAGAGAACAUUGCAAUCGAGAGGCAUAGCGGAGAGGUCGUCCGGCAUGUACAAAAGCUUUAUAGCAAGUCUACCUUGGAUGCAUCCUUCCAACUGCUGCGGUAUGCGGUCUAUCUCUCCUCAAAUAAUCUGCUUGCGGCUUCAAGAAUCGACAAACUCCUCGCCUGGGUCAUUCGGGGCGGAAAGUUUUGCGUCAUUGAGCAUCUGAUUGAGAAAAAGAUGCCUACAACGGAGAUUUUCGCGUCCAACCUUCUCUUAAGCGCGACGAGACUGGAAGAGAUUGACACGGUUCGCGCUCUCAUCGUGAGAGGUGUCGAUCCCAACACCCUUGCUGGAAUGGAGGUAAAAACUACCGCUCUUCAUGAAGCUACCCGGAAAGGCAAUUCCAUCCUCGUUCGUCUUUUAUUAGACGCUGGAGCAAAUCCCAAUGUGGACGAGAUCCCUACCUCUACGACGGUACUUGAACUUGCGGUUACGAGAUGUCAUCGCUGUGCCGCCAGUCUCGCCAUAGCGGAAAUGCUGAUUGGUCGCGGCGCAGACGUGAAUGCGCCUGUCGACGAUUGGGGACGUCGGUCGACACUGCUCAAAAGUGCUAUACAUCGCGGCGAUAUAGCUCUUGCCCAAGUGCUGUUGAAGGCAGGUGCGCGCGUCAACGAAGCGACGGGAGAAACAGGCACGGCACUUCAAGUGGCAGCCUCGCACGGCAAUACAGAAUUGGUUGAGAUCUUGAUUGAGGCCGGAGCGGAUGUCGAUAGUCCCAUCGGCAUGGCGUAUGAAGAUGCAUGCCGUGAGGCAGCGGAGCAGUGCCACUACAGUUUCUUCCUGACACCACUUCAAAUCGCAGCGGUGGUAGACAAGACAGAAAUGGCUCAGGUUUUACUGGAAGCUGGCGCAAAUGUCAAUGGAUUUCCCUCUAAGAGUUAUUAUCUGCGAAGGCUCGGGUUCUACGAGCACGGCGGCGAUUUUGAAAGCCAUUCCGAUUCUGACAGCGAUUCUGAUGUCGAGGACGCCGAGGACGACACCGACGAUAAAGACUACGAUCCGUUCCUAUGCAAUAAGGGGACGAUCCUAACGGCGCUACAAGCAGCAGUAGCAAACAACAAUGCUGUUUUGGUUCGGUUGCUAUUGAGCCUCGGCGCAGAUGUCAAUGCGAUAGGAGGUCAGGGAACUGCAUUGCAGAUUGCGUCAGCAAAACACAGCAGACGCAAAUUUAUGGAGCUCCUGCUGAUGAAAGGGGCGGAUGUGAAUAAUCCCGCACAGGGGCUCUGUCGGAUGACUGCUCUUCAAGAAGCCGCGCAAUCCGGAAACGAGGACGUGGUUCAGCUCUUGCUCAACGAAGGCGCCGAGAUCAACGCCCCUCCCAAUCCCAUUGGUGGCCGAGCUGCAAUCCAGGCAGCUGCGCAGUCGAAGAACCUCGACCUUGUCAAGCUGCUAGUCAAUCUUGGCGCGGAUGUCAAUACCGACGCGGCACCCGUGAGCGGCCGUACUUGUCUCCAAGCUGCAGCUGAGCAAGGAGAUAUUGAGAUGGUCAACUUCCUCCUCCAGUCCGGCGCUAAUGUGAAUGGUCCGGCCGCAAGAACUUCGCAUGGGCUGACCGCACUGCAAGCCGCAGUCAGGGCCGGUCAUGAUUUGAUACUCGAAAGACUGCUCGAAGAAGGCGCAGAUGUGAACGGCAUACCAAGUCCGAGCUAUGGAGUUCCAGCUCUCUGCGCUGCCAUCGACAAUAACCGAUACGAGUUGGCCCAAUUGCUCUUGGACAAAGGAGCCAACCCCGAUGGCUAUUGGGAUCUACCAACACCCCUUUCUACCUGCGUGAGACAACUGAAGUAUGACCCGACGGCAACAAAGGCAAUCGAGAUGGCUCGUUGUCUUAUCCACGCUGGUGCCGAUGUCAACAAAGGCAGUCGAGGCGAAUCUGGGACUCCGCUUCAAAUGGCGGCCCAGACAGGCUUGGCUGAGGUAGUCCGCUGCUUGCUGGAUGCAAAGGCGGACGUCAACGCUCCCGCUGUUAGCAUGUUUGGCAGCACAGCGCUUCAUCGUGCAGUCAAUAGAGAUCAUAUUGACAUCGUCAAGCUGCUGCUGUCCAAGGACGCCAACCCCAACCAGUCAAACUGGAUUGGAGAUGGUGCGCUACAUAUAGCAGUCAGCCGGUGGGCGAUCAACGACGAAGUGAUCCAGAUCCUGGUUGACCAUGGCGCUGAUGUGAAUGCAAAUCACGGCAGUGCUCUUCAGGUAGCUGCUGAGAAGGGAUCCGUACAGACGGUCCAAGUCCUUCUAGCGGCGGGAGCAGACAUCAACGCCCCUGCCUUGGGCAUACACGGGAAGACGGCACUUCAGGGAGCAGUCAGAACAGGAAAUAUUGGCCUCGUCAAGACCCUACUAGAUGCUGGUGCCGACAUAAACGCCCCUCCGGGUCCAGGAUGGGGUGGGACGGCGAUACAAGCCGCAGCUGGCUCUGGCGACGUCCGCAUGGUCCAAUUUCUUCUAUCACACGGCGCAGACGUCAAUUCGCCCGCUAGCAAAUCCCACGGAGCAACAGCAUUGCAGAAGGCUGCAAUAGGAGGCCAUCUGCGCAUCGCCCUGAUGCUCCUCAAGAUGGGAGCCGAUGUCAAUGCCGCACCGGCGCCUGUUGGGGGGCGAACCGCCCUCGAAGCGGCCGCGGAGCAUGGGCGCCUCGACCUUGUCCACCUGCUGCUUCGGAACGAUGGCGAACCGGAAACAAUCGAGACGCGAUGCAAGCGAGCGGCAAAGCUGGCGUCUUCCUCUGGACAUCUCAUCCUUGCCAAGCAGCUGCGGGAGUGGAAGAAAUCUUAA